GGGCCACGCAGGCGCGCCUGGCGGCCCGGCUCUGGAGCAUAAACAAGAGCGGGGUCGGGAUGAGGCGGCUGUUGAUGUCCGCGCGGCGAGUGGCGGCGAGCGGGGCUCGGCGCCGACCCUGAGCUCACCCCGACCUGCCCUCCCGCGCGCGAGCUCCGGGCCGGGCCCACCCGCCGCGCGCCCACCAUGAACCUGGCGAGUCAGAGUGGCGAGGCUGGCGCCAGCCAGCUACUCUUCGCCAACUUCAACCAAGACGUCACAAUUGGGAAAAAGGCAUCAAGAAAAGCUGGUCCCCGUCGUCGUCUUCUUGGCUGGUCUCUAGCUGUUGGUAGUAAAUCCGGUUAUAAAUUUUUCUCCCUUUCUUCUGUGGAUAAACUGGAACAGAUCUAUGAAUGCACUGACACUGAAGAUGUGUGCAUCGUGGAAAGAUUGUUCUCAAGCAGCUUAGUGGCCAUCGUUAGCCUCAAAGCCCCCAGGAAGCUGAAGGUUUGCCACUUUAAGAAGGGGACCGAGAUCUGCAACUACAGCUACUCCAACACCAUCCUGGCUGUGAAGCUGAACAGGCAGAGGCUGAUCGUGUGCCUGGAGGAGUCUCUGUACAUACACAACAUCCGGGACAUGAAGGUGCUGCACACCAUCCGGGAGACGCCCCCGAACCCCGCAGGCCUGUGUGCGCUGUCGAUCAACAACGACAACUGUUACCUGGCGUAUCCAGGCAGCGCGACCAUCGGGGAGGUGCAGGUCUUCGACACCAUCAACCUGAGAGCUGCAAACAUGAUCCCGGCUCACGACAGCCCUUUAGCCGCACUGGCCUUCGACGCCAGCGGAACCAAGCUCGCCACUGCUUCCGAGAAGGGGACCGUGAUUAGGGUAUUUUCCAUUCCAGAAGGACAAAAACUCUUCGAGUUCCGGAGAGGAGUGAAGAGGUGUGUGAGCAUCUGCUCCCUGGCCUUCAGCACGGACGGCGUGUUUCUGUCCACCUCCAGCAACACGGAGACUGUGCACAUCUUCAAGCUCGAGACUGUGAAAGAAAAGCCUCAGGAGGAGCCCACCACCUGGACCGGCUACUUCGGGAAGGUGCUCAUGGCGUCCACCAGCUACUUGCCCUCCCAAGUGACAGAAAUGUUCAACCAGGGCAGAGCCUUUGCCACAGUCCGCCUGCCUUUCUGUGGCCACAAGAACAUCUGUGCGCUGGCCACAAUCCAGAAGAUUCCCCGAUUGCUGGUGGGAGCCUCGGAUGGGUACUUAUACAUGUACAACCUGGACCCCCAGGAGGGAGGAGAGUGCACCUUGAUGAAGCAGCACAAGUUGGACGGCAGCAUGGAGACGACCAACGAGAUCCUAGACUCCACGUCCCACGACUGCCCCUUGGUGACGCAGACGUACAGCACGGCCGUGGCCAAGGGUCCUCACGUGCCUUCGUCCCCAACGGCACUGGCCUACGCAGACGAGCUGGGCGCGGUGGGCGGCGCAGGCCUGGAGGACGAGGCCCGCGCCCUGCGGCUGGAGGACGACAGCGAGCAGCCUCCCAUGAUCCUCCGGACAGACUGACCGUGACCUGUGAGAACGCUGGCUGACAGAGGACUUUGCGUCAUGCUGCUAUGAACUUUGACCUGAUUUGGGGGAGAGAAUGGCAGAGACUUCAAGAGGAAAAAAAGAUUGUAGCUGUAGUCUCGCUCCAUACUGUCGAGAAAUACAUUGGUUUCACUUCAGUGGCUUUUAAUCCUGCUUAUGAAUUUCAGCUUUUUGUUGGUUUUCUCAUUUUGCCAAAAUUAACUGUUUGGUGAAGCCCUUGAAACCGCCUUGCUUUGCAUGUAUUAAUGUGCCGAUCCAGCCUGGGAGAGCCACUUCCUAACCACCUGCAGGCGUUUGGGUUUUCAAUCUGUACAGACUGAGGAGCGGCCCCGAGAAGGCAGCAGCGACCGGAGCGGGUCCGGCGGGGCCGGGUGGCGACCUGGAGGGGGUCCCCUCUCCCUAGAGCCCCUCCGGGACCGUUUUCCCCGUUUUAUUUUGUUAAUUAAAUUCUUUCCAAAUUGGA
Molecule: messenger RNA, 2038 nt
Organism: Orcinus orca (killer whale)
Lineage: Eukaryota; Metazoa; Chordata; Mammalia; Artiodactyla; Delphinidae
Gene: WIPI2
Product: WD repeat domain, phosphoinositide interacting 2
Exons: 13
Coding region: 187-1551 (454 amino acids)
Biological process (GO): nucleophagy; protein lipidation; autophagy of mitochondrion
Cellular component (GO): cytosol; extrinsic component of membrane; phagophore assembly site membrane
Molecular function (GO): phosphatidylinositol-3-phosphate binding; phosphatidylinositol-3,5-bisphosphate binding; protein binding
Source: RefSeq, a predicted model, not a curated record